UUCACUUCCAACGCUCCGAGUGAACAGCAGCCAGCCAAGAGAAGCAGCAACAGCAGCAGGCAGCAGGCGAUUCGACUCCGUAUUCGAAAUCUCGAAGUGUCUGCGCAAGCGCCAAAAGUUUCUGUUUCAAAAAUAAUCAACAGCUGUCUGUCUGUCUCUCCAAUACUCUAACUCCGUUUAGUUCCCGGAGUGUGCAGUGUGUGAUUAAUUUCAGGUUUUGUGGUGUCUUUGAGUAUAGUGUCAAAAAUUGCCCUCGAAAAAGUGUUUUCUAACAUAAACAAAAAAUAAAAUAUCGUGCACGUGCAUUCCAUAGUCGAUUCCGACGCGGAUUCCGUUUUGUUGUGUGUUGGUUUUUAUGCAAAUCGCUAUAAAUAUAAUUAUAUUCAGAUUCAGAUUGUUAAUCGGUUUGUGUUGAACAAAUUAUAUAAUUUUCCAUAAACAACUUCCAUUUACAAUUUAUUAUUGUCGUCCAGUGCAAGAGCGGCUGCGGCGUCAUGUCCAACACGGAGAAAGGAGGCCUUCACAGAGUCAGGGACGCUCUAUCAUGUCGCCAAGUACUCAAUCUGCUGACUAUGCUCGGCUUCAUGCUGAACUACGCCCUGAGAGUUAACCUUACAAUAGCCAUUGUGGACAUGGUGCAGCCAAAUGUCAGCGAAUCCAUCAAUAGCACCCUUGCGGGGAACAGUACAGGAAAUUCCACUGACACUGCGACUGCCACCAAUAGUUCAAACCCCGACGGAGUGGAGGUUUUUGAGGAGCGUUUCCCCUGGGAUACCUACCAGACCAAUUUCGUGCUGGGCUGCUUCUUCUGGGGAUACAUCCUCACAGAGCUGCCAGGCGGACGUCUGGCAGAGCUGAUCGGGGGACGUCGCGUUUUCGGACAUUCCAUGCUGUGGGCCAGUCUCCUCACCUUGAUUACACCGCUGGCCGCGCACAUAAACUACGUGGUCCUCAUCAUCGUGCGUGUUGUGCUCGGCUUCAUGCUGGGUGCCUCCUGGCCGGCCAUUCACCCGGUGGCUGCUGUCUGGAUUCCACCCAUGGAGCGCUCCAAGUUUAUGUCCAACAUGAUGGCUUCCUCGCUGGGUGCGGCCAUUACCAUGCCUGUCUGUGGCUACCUCAUCUCCGUUGCUGGUUGGGCCAGCGUCUUCUAUUUGACGGGCGCUGUGGGUCUGGUGUGGUCCAUCUGCUGGUUCACCUUUGUCUACGAGACCCCGGCAACCCAUCCACGCAUCACAGCCGAGGAGCGACGCGAGAUCGAGGAUGCCAUCGGCACAUCCACCUCCAAGAAGCGUCCCAGCCACGUGCCAUGGGCCCAGCUGCUCAGCUCGCCCGCCGUCUGGGCCAUCAUCAGCUGCCACGGUCUGGCCGUGUUCGGUUUCUUCACGGUGGUCAAUCAGCUGCCCACAUUCAUGUCUCAGAUCCUGCACUUUGACAUCAAGCAGAACGGUCUCUUCUCCUCGCUGCCUUAUCUGGGCAAGUAUGUGAUGGCAGUGGCCUCAUCGUAUCUGGCUGAUUACCUUCGCAAAAAGGGCACCCUGAGCACGACAGCUACAAGGAAACUGUUUACAACAUUCGCUCUGGUCACUCCUGGUCUGCUGAUGAUUGUGCAAGUCUUCCUGGGCUACGAUGCCACCUGGUCUGUGACGAUCUUCUCGCUGGCCCUGUUUGCCCAUGGAGCUGUCACUGCUGGCUAUUUAGGCAAUGGCCUUGAUAUUGCGCCAAACUUUGGUGGAACCAUCUUCGGCUUGGCCAAUACGCUGUCUUCGUUUGGCGGUUUCCUGUCCACGUGGAUGGUCGGAUCACUGACUUACUACGAUAAAUCCUUCCAUCAAUGGCAAAUUGUGUUCUGGAUACUGGCGGCCACCUAUAUCUCUGGAGCCGUGGUCUUUGCCAUCUUGGGCUCAGGCGAGCUGCAGCCCUGGAACAAUCCACCAGAGCGCAAAAAGAUCAGCGAUGUCACCCAGGAGGAGGGUGUGCCGCUCAAGAACGAGAAGUAAAUCCCGCGGCGCUACUGACUGAAUCGGAAUUGAGAAUCGCAAAAUCGGAGAAUUUUACAUUUUUGAGCAUCCUACACACAAGUUAUAGUAGUUACUACUGCACAUUUGAGAUUUACGAUGAUUUUGUUUUCCAACAUCUUAGUCAAACCCUCGGGCAGCAACGCAUUGGAACACUGAACACGGAAAAAAUAUGAUACGAAAGACAUUACUUUUAUAAAUACUUUCUCACACACCCAUACACUACCCAUACCAUUCACACAUGUCUGCUUAAAGGAAAUUGACUACUUUGAUAAGUAAUAUUUACUUUAGAGCUAGCUCCUUCAACAGGCAUCCCAUAUGUUUGCUGUGAAGCCCGCUAACUACUUCUUCUAUGUAGUACGUCUAAGCUUAAUAUUAAUAUAAAUGUAUGUGUAGCCUAAAUGAUUUAUAGUAUUCUGUAUGUCCAUGGACUGCACCGGUCCGAUAGCUGAUCAGCUGCCGCCGGGCACGAAAUGCUUUGUCUAAUUUAUAAUGUAGUCCUAAAUCUUGUUUAGCUUAAAGGAAAAAAAAUGUUUAUGCUAGUUGCUAAAUAUAAUACAACACAUACGGAUACGCGGCUAGUGUAGCUAAGUUGUGUCCAUGUACUUUACUUGAUUAUUUAUGUAAUUAAUUUAAACAAUUUCUAAGUUCAUAAUAAAGCUAAACACCCAAAAGAA
Drosophila obscura is the source of this 2692-nucleotide messenger RNA. Its product is annotated as sialin. Gene Ontology annotation, molecular function: transmembrane transporter activity. Gene Ontology annotation, biological process: transmembrane transport; monoatomic anion transport. Bases 495 to 1997 code for a protein of 500 amino acids. The record is from RefSeq and is a predicted model, not a curated record. Gene Ontology annotation, cellular component: plasma membrane. NCBI's taxonomy places the organism in Eukaryota, Metazoa, Arthropoda, Insecta, Diptera, Drosophilidae. The transcript has 7 exons.